Molecule: messenger RNA, 351 nt
Organism: Protopolystoma xenopodis
Lineage: Eukaryota; Metazoa; Platyhelminthes; Monogenea; Polystomatidea; Polystomatidae
Source: the annotation of a GenBank genome assembly
AUGGCUAAUUUGACCAGAACAAGAACAGCCCUCAAACUUAGCCUUGAGGUGGAUUUGCUUGCUCAUAUUUGCUCUUCAAAUUUGGACCGGAUUAGGGAAAAGGGCAACUACAGCCAAACUCAAGUGCCUCUCCACUUUAGAUCGCCCUCACCUCUUUCUCAAGUCGUCUAUCCGUACCGUCCACUUGUGUAUCCAGGCCUGUCAUUCUCUCUCGCCCGUCUCACUCGACCACUCACCGCCACGUCUGAGCCUGGUCGUGGUAACUGGACCCUUGGCGAAAUUAGGAUCAACGGUGAUGGCAAAUAUUUGAGCUGCUUUCAGGCUCAACCUUGUGACAUUAUUAAUAUGUGA